UAUCAUAAUAUUCUAGUAGUUGAGCCGAGAGCUUCAGUUUGUGUAGUUGUGUGUGACUCAGCAGCGAUGACAGGGCAGUAUCAAUUGUUUUUAAGCAAACGCUUGGUAACAGAAACAAAAAUUUUUGACGGCGGUGUUCUUGUCAACGAUUGCGGAGUAAUUGAAAAUGUUCUAAAUAGGAAUGACGCCAAUAAAUUGAUAGCAGAACUCAAGGACAGAAUUGAAGUAAUAGAUGGUGGAGAAUGGGCCCUCAUAGCAGGGGUUGUAGAUUCUCAUGUACACGUUAACGAGCCGGGUCGAACUGCCUGGGAAGGUUUUCGGACUGCAACUAACGCUGCGGCCGCUGGCGGCAUAACGACAAUUGUAGAUAUGCCUCUCAAUUCUAUUCCACCGACAACAACAUUGGAAAAUCUUAAGAUUAAAGCGGAAUCCGCUAAAGGUCAUGUUUAUGUCGAUGUUGGAUUUUGGGGCGGAGUCAUCGUUGGCAAUCAGAAUUCACUACGCGAUUUAGUAAAAGCUGGAGUCGUAGGAUUCAAAUGUUUCUUAUGCCCGAGUGGUGUGGAUGAAUUUCCAAAUGUGGGCCCUAAGGAUUUGGAAUUGGCAUUUGAUGCCCUUGAAGGAACCGGAUCAGUUUUGGCGUUCCAUGCCGAACUUGAAGAUGAGUCUUGUACCAAAACUGAUACUACUGAAGAAGAUCCCGAAGAAUAUAAGACAUACCUUCAAUCGCGACCGCCUAAAAUGGAACUGAAUGCAAUCACGCUGAUCACAGACUUUUUGGGGAAAACGAAUGUUCGGGUCCACAUCGUACACGUCUCUUCAUCGGCGGUUGUGCCCUUGCUUGAGAAGGCGCGAGCAGCGCGCGUCGCCGCAGGACACGAUGCGUGGCGCGGCGGAGUGACUGCAGAGACGUGCCACCAUUACCUGACAUUGAGUGCUGAUGAGAUUCCACGGGGUCACAGCGAGUACAAAUGCGCACCGCCGAUUAGAGAUAUGAAUAAUAAAGAGAAAUUAUGGAAGUUUUUAUUAGAAGAUAAGUUAGAUAUGGUGGUGUCAGAUCAUUCGCCUUGUACCCCUGAACUCAAAUGCAGCAAUAAUUUAGAAGCUUGGGGCGGCAUAUCUUCAGUACAAUUCGGUCUCUCUUUAUUUUGGACGCAACUCAGUGCUCGUGGCUUAGAUAUGAGGUCGAUAAGCAAAUACUUGAGUGUAGGUCCAGCUCAAUUAUGCGGCUUACAAAAUCGUAAAGGAAUGGUUAAAGCAGGUCUUGAUGCUGAUCUAGUAUUCUUCGACCCCGAUGAAUCCUUUGUUGUAACCUCCAAUAUCAUUCGUCAUAAGAAUAAGUUGACGCCUUACAUUGGAAAAGAAUUAAAAGGUGUUGUAAAGAAGACGUAUCUGCGCGGAAAACUAAUCUAUGCCGACGGAGAAGUCAUCGGACAACCAAAUGGAAAAUUGUUGCUCAAAGAUUUUAAUUAAAACUUUCUAAUUUAGAAUGUAUAAUAUCGAUUGUUAAAUUAAUAUUUUAUUAUUUA
Messenger RNA from Vanessa tameamea, 1526 nucleotides. Its product is annotated as allantoinase-like. Gene Ontology annotation, molecular function: allantoinase activity; cobalt ion binding; zinc ion binding. The transcript is spliced from 10 exons. NCBI's taxonomy places the organism in Eukaryota, Metazoa, Arthropoda, Insecta, Lepidoptera, Nymphalidae. Gene Ontology annotation, cellular component: cytoplasm. Bases 67 to 1470 code for a protein of 467 amino acids. The record is from RefSeq and is a predicted model, not a curated record. Gene Ontology annotation, biological process: purine nucleobase catabolic process; allantoin catabolic process.